This is a messenger RNA of Corylus avellana, 1490 nucleotides long. Its product is annotated as PPR containing protein (DUF179). The record is from RefSeq and is a predicted model, not a curated record. Lineage: Eukaryota; Viridiplantae; Streptophyta; Magnoliopsida; Fagales; Betulaceae.
AUGACAUGAAAUUUCUGCUUAUUUUAUUGAAAAUUAUACUAUUCAAAAAGUUGGUGCGUCAGUCGGAAAGUAAUUGAGCAAGAAACAGUGAUUGGCUAUGAGGUAGACACAUCAUCCAGAAAGUGUUUGAUUGAGAAUAAAGCUCAUGAGUCAUGAUGUGCAUCUUCUCCUAUUCAGCCAUGUGUCGUUUUAUCCACUGGCCCAUACUUUGGAAUCAGAAAAAGCACUAUCCAACUUGGAUCAAAUGGGACGGGAUGAGAUCGAAGAACAUCUUGUGGUGCACAUUAACCCCCCUUCCACGUAUAUAUAUUGGUACCAAUUUCUCUUAUCCCCUACCAUCUUUCUAGUUUCUCCCCCAAUUGACACAAAGAAGAAAGGACAUGGAAGCUUGUUUUCUCAACUCAAAUUCCUUCACCAAGACCCUAGAGCUUGUUCCCUCAAUCAAAGCUAGAUUUUGGGAUCACCCCACGAGAUAUGCUGCUAGGCAACAUAAGAGCAGGAAAUUUGCCCCUCCAUUUUCAGUAUCAUGUUGUCGUACGGAAUCGUCAUCCUGGUCAUCCCCAGAUGACAACAAUUCUUUUAUCAAUGCUGACUGGCGGUCGUUUAGAGCAAAACUGGUAGCGGCGGAUAGAGCAUCAAGGUCUGUAGAGCCUCCCUCGUACGUUGAUCCAGAUAGCGCGGUGGAUCAUCCUCCUCCGCCCAUCACAGUUGGAGACAAAUGGGCCCACACCAUCCACGAGCCAGAAAAGGGCUGCUUGCUGAUUGCCACCGAAAAGCUCGAUGGUGUCCACAUUUUUGAACGAACGGUUGUACUGGUCUUGUCAAUGGGGCCACUGGGUCCAUCCGGGAUCAUUCUGAAUCGACCGUCGCUUAUGUCGAUCAAGGAAACGAGAUCAACGGUGAUGGAUGUUGCAGGCACUUUCUCUGACAGGCCACUGUUCUUUGGAGGCCCUCUGGAGGAAAGCCUGUUUUUGGUGAACACCAAAUGUGGUGGUGGUGGUGAUGGGGUGGAGAAAAGUGGGGUUUUUGAGGAAGUAAUGAAGGGUUUGUAUUAUGGGAGUAAGGAGAGUGUGGGGUGUGCAGCUGAAAUGGUGAAGAGGAAUGUGGUUGGGGUUGGAGAGUUUAGGUUCUUUGAUGGGUAUUGUGGGUGGGAGAAGGAGCAGCUGAGGGAUGAAAUAAGAGGUGGAUAUUGGACAGUGGCAGCUUGUAGUCCAAGUGUAAUUGGGUUGGGUAGUGCUGUAGGUGUUGGGCUGUGGGAGGAGGUUCUUGGGCUUAUGGGCCCUAGAAAAGUUUGGUAACACCUACCAUUGAUAAUGGUUCUGUCACUCACAACUCACACCCCAAAAUAUGAGGGGUUGUCAUAAUUUAGGGACCCAUAAUUUAUUACUUUAGACAUAACUGGAUGGUUUGUUUUUGUGUAAAGAAGAAUGUGCAAUAUCAGUACCAAAUCGAUUGAGAUCUAGUCAAUUUGUUAUCUAAAUUGCAGUAUA